AUGAGCGACUUAGAAAUUCUUGCCAUAGCAAUGGAAGCUGCUUUAAAGAAAGUUAACUUAAAAGAAAUUAAAGAAGUUUUGAACGAUCGUCAAGAGAAGCCAGCGUUAUCGAAAGUAUCUCACGAGGUUGAAUUGUCAUCAAAAUACAACGAUGACUACUAUGAAAAGUAUGCAAACGAAUAUAUAGAAUUUACUUAUGCCAAUCCAACUAUUUUCCACGUUGUUGACUAUUUUGCUGAAAAAUUGAACGACGAGGGUUUUAAGUAUCUUCCUGAGAAAGACUCGUGGAAGUCGUUGGAACCAGGUAAAUACUACACAAUUAGACACGGUACAUCAUUAGCAGCCUUUAUCGUUGGUAAGAAUUGGUCUGCUGAAAAAGGGGUUGGUAUUAUUGGCUCUCACAUUGACUCCUUGACUGUGCCUUUGAAACCCAACUCUACCAAAGAAAAAAUAGAUGGCUAUGAAUUGCUAGGCGUGGCUGCAUAUGCGGGAACUUUGAACGAUCUUUGGUUAGAUAGAGACUUAGGGAUUGGUGGAAGUCUCUUGGUGAGAGAUCCAGCUACCAAAAGAGUCAAUCAGCAAUUAGUCGAUUCUACCCCACAUCCAAUUGCUCGCAUCCCAACGCUAGCACCCCAUUUUGGCGCUGCAUCCGAAAGGCCUUAUAACAAGGAAACACAAACUGUCCCAGUGAUUGGAUAUUCGGGACCCAAUGACGAUGAAACAGAAGCAUCGGAUGAGGAAAAAUCGUCUCCAUUAUACGGCAGACAUCCAUUGAAAUUAUUGAGAUACAUUGCGUCCCUUGCCGGGGUUAGAGUAUCUGAAAUUCUUCAAUGGGAUCUUCAACUAUACGAUAUCCAAAAGGGAGUAAGAGGUGGUUUGAAUAAGGAGUUUAUUUUCAGUCCUAGAAUUGAUGACAGAAUUUGUUCAUUUGCAGCAAUUCAUUCUUUACUCGAAAGCAAUCACGACUCGCUCGUGGAAUCGGAUUCUUUCUCGCUCGUUGCUUUAUACAACCACGAAGAAAUCGGCUCAGGAUCUGCUACGGGUGCCAAAGGUGGAAUCACUGAUCUGGUAAUUUCCAGGGUCUUGUCAUCGAAAUACUACAACCCAGAUGAUGAUUUACAUUCUCAAGAGCAAUUAAAAUUAGCUUACGCUAAUUCCAUCAUCCUCUCUGCGGAUGUCAACCAUUUGUUGAACCCUAAUUUUACUAGUGAAUACCUCGAGCACCAUAAACCUGUCCCAAAUAAAGGAAUUACCAUCGCUGUCGAUCCUAACGGCCAUUUUGCUACCGAUGCACCUGGUUUGGCAUUAGCCGAAGAAUUAGCCAGAAUAAACGACGACUCUCUUCAAUACUUCCAGGUACGUAAUGGAUCCAGGUCUGGCUCUUCAAUUGGACCCUUGAUUUCCCUGCAAACCGGUGCCAGAACUAUAGAUUUGGGUAUUUCUCAGCUCUCGAUGCAUUCGAUCAGAGCUACUGUGGGGUUCAAAGACAUUGGCUUAGGUAUUAAGUUUUUCAACGGAUUUUUCUCCAACUGGAGAAAAACCUAUGAUAGCUAUGCAACCUUAUGA
Molecule: messenger RNA, 1566 nt
Organism: Debaryomyces fabryi
Lineage: Eukaryota; Fungi; Ascomycota; Pichiomycetes; Serinales; Debaryomycetaceae
Gene: LAP41
Product: metalloaminopeptidase
Exons: 1
Coding region: 1-1566 (521 amino acids)
Biological process (GO): proteolysis
Cellular component (GO): fungal-type vacuole
Molecular function (GO): zinc ion binding; metalloaminopeptidase activity
Source: RefSeq, a predicted model, not a curated record